AUGGGGGGCCCCCCUUCUUCUCCUGAGGGGGCCCCCCUGUCCCCUACCCCCAGGAGCCAUCAAACCCCCUCUGUCUCCCCUGGGGCCCCCAAAGCAAUCCAUGCGGUUGCUGCAGCAGCUGCAUGCAGCUGCGAGCCCAGCACCAGCUACCAGGGGCCCCCUGAGGGUCCCCCAGGGGGCCCCCAUGAGAACCCUGAAGAACAGACUCAAGGGGGGGCCCCAGAGGGGCCCCCAAACGAGUACCCGGGGGGCCCCCAAGAGGGGGCCCCCGAAGCCAUCAGAGGGGGGGCCCCCGAGGGGCCCCCAGGGGGGCCCCUGCUGGCUGUAGAAGAGAGAAGUUCACAAGGAGAUAGAAAGCGGAAGUACCCUUACAACUCCUGUGAUGAGGGGGCCCCCGAGGGGCCCCCUGAAGGGGCCCCUGAGGGGCCCCCUGAAGGGGCCCCCGAGGGGCCCCUCGAGGGUUCUGCUGAGGGGCCCCUGGACACCACCAACCCUCAGGAGGCCCCCGCAGUAGAGCCCCCCUCUGGUGCUGGGGGGCCCCCCUCUGCUGCUGGGGGGCCCCCCGUUGCUGCUGGGGGGCCCCCCGUUGCUGCUGGGGGCCCCCCUGUUGGCGGCAGGGGGCCCCCGCGUCGAGGGGCGUUUCAUGAGGCUGCGUGCACCGCACUCAAGAACGUUACUUCUAUUGGUGAUACAGCUCGAGUGCUUCUAACGGACGAGCAGCUCAGGGUGCUCCUGAAGCGCUGCACGAACCUGAAAACCCUAGAGCUUGAUGGUUUCUUACUAACCCCCAAGGGCCUCAGGGCCCUCCAGGGGGCCCCCCUAGAGGGCCUCGCGCUAGCAGGGAUAGAGACGAAGGAUGAUGCUUUCUUAGAAGCUCUAAAGGACUGCUGCAAGGGUUUGAGAUCCUUUGGCUUUGUUUGCUAUGGGGGAGAGAAGUUCACCGAGGGGGCUUUGAAGGGUUUGGGGAGUUCUCUAGAAAAGCUUCAUACGGCACAAAUAGAAGCAAAGCGGCAGCAGGUUGCUGAUGUCCUCGUAGAUGCUGUUGUUGCUGCUGCUGCACCUACUCUUACCAGCUUGACUGUGGGCGGCGUCACUGAGGGCUGCGCUUUGCGUAUAGCUCAACGCGUGGGUUCUAAGCUGCAUACAUUUGGCUACACUCGGCUUAACCUUGGGGGGGCCCCCGUCAACGACUCGCUGCUCUCUAUGUGCGCCGUGAGGAUGGGGGCCCUCACAACCCUUCGCCUGGCUGAUGCUCUGACCCCCAAGGAUCUCCAGGGGGCCCCCGGGGGCCCCCACCACAACCACGGGUUUGUUGUGCUGUGGUCUGCAACAGCAGCCGCUAGUCUCAGCGGAGGGUCUCGCACGGCUCAGGCCUCUCCUCGGGGUUUGUUGUGCUGUGGUCUGCAACAGCAGCCGCUCGUCUCAGCGGAGGGUCUCGCACGGCUCAGGCCUCUCCUUGGAAAGUUGAAGGUGCUGAGUCUAAGCCGCAGCUGCGGCCUCCCCUUCGCCGUCCUCUCUGACAUUGAUUGUAUGGUCCUCGCCAGGUCUCUCUCCUCUAGCCUGCAGGAGCUGGAGCUCAAUGGGCUCCACGGUGUGUCUGAUGCUUUUCUGCACGAGGCUCUGGAUGCAUGCGGUUCAGGGGCCUCAGCAGAGGCCCCUGGGGGCCCCCCAGUACCCUGGGGGCCCCCAGCGCAAGAAGAGAAGAGAUGUGAGGCAGCAGCCUGCUGA
Molecule: messenger RNA, 1728 nt
Organism: Eimeria mitis
Lineage: Eukaryota; Apicomplexa; Conoidasida; Eucoccidiorida; Eimeriidae
Product: F-box/LRR-repeat protein 20, related, related
Exons: 12
Coding region: 1-1728 (575 amino acids)
Source: RefSeq, a predicted model, not a curated record